Messenger RNA from Hevea brasiliensis (rubber tree), 1438 nucleotides. RefSeq lists its product as uncharacterized. Gene Ontology annotation, molecular function: protein dimerization activity. NCBI's taxonomy places the organism in Eukaryota, Viridiplantae, Streptophyta, Magnoliopsida, Malpighiales, Euphorbiaceae. The record is from RefSeq and is a predicted model, not a curated record. The transcript has 5 exons. Bases 1 to 1191 code for a protein of 396 amino acids.
AUGGCUUAUGCUAAUUGGGAUGAGUAUGUGAGGGCAUUGGGAAGUAGAUUUGGAGAUCAUGCUUUUGAUGACCCAAUUGCGGAAUUAAGAAACUUGAAACAAUCAGAUUCCUUGCAGGAAUACUUGAAUCGCUUUGAUGAUCUUUAUCCGAAAGCAGAUAAAAAUGAGAAAGAGGAAGAGUUGAUGCAAGAAAUUGGCAGUGAAAGAAGAAAGCAAGUACUGGAGGUUACAGGAAGAAUAUUGGAAGCAAAUUUUCCUCAUCUAUACUGGACUCCAUGUGCAGCCCAUUGUAUAGAUUUGAUGUUGGAGGAUAUCUUUAAGAUUUGUGUUUUCAAAGAAACAUUCCGCAAAGCUGUUGAGCUUACCGGUUUCAUACAUGGCUCUUCAGGAGUUCUAAAUAUGUUGCGGAAAAAGCCAACAUUAGAAAAAAUGUUUACUUCGGAAAGUUGGACAACUAGUAAAUGGGCUAAAGAGGUGAAAGGCAAAAAGUGUGAAAGGACAAUUUUGAGUCCUGCCUUCUGGAAUCAUGUUGUUUAUGCUCUUAAGGUUUCCGGUCCUCUUGUUAGUGUGCUUCGACUUGUUGAUAAUGAAAAAAAACCAGCUAUGGGAUAUAUUUAUGAAGCCAUGGAUAGGGCUAAAGAAGCCAUUGCCAACUCACUCAAUGACAAUGAAGAGAAAUACAAGAGCAUUUUUGAGAUUAUUGAUGCGAGAUGGUCACUUCAAUUGCAUCGUCCUUUGCAUGCUGCCGUAUACUUUUUGAAUCCUGAAUUUUUUUAUCCAAAUAAGAUGAGAAUUGAAUCUGAUGAAGGGGUCAAUACAGGAUCGCUUUCGUGCAUUCAUAAAAUGAAAAAAAAUUCAGCAAAAGUUGACAUGAUUCUUAAUGAAAUUGAGAGAUACAAGGCAGCUACAGGGACCUUUGGUUUUCCUUCUGCUAUUAGAGGAAGAACAACCAAAUCUCCAGCUGCUUGGUGGAAAACAUAUGGUUCUUCAACUCCAAACCUACAAAAGUUUGUUGUAAAGGUUCUGAGUCUCACAUGUAGUGCAAGUGGUUGCGAAAGAAAUUGGAGUGUAUUUGAGUAUGUAAGUAAUAUAUAUAUAUAUAUAUAUAUAUAUAUAUAUAAAUUCUUAAUUUGUUAUUUUAUCUUGAGCCUUUUGAGUUUGAAGUUUAACUUAUUUGUUACUGUAAAAUAAAUGACAGCUUCAUAGUAAGAAAAGAAAUCGGUUAUUUCAAUAACGCUUGGACAAUUUGGUAUAUGUGAAAUACAAUAGAGCGUUGCUACACCGACACACUUUUGGGGAUAUCACAACACCUAUUGAUUUGGCAAAUAUUGAUGAAAGUAAUGAAUGGUUGCUUGGUGAAUUAGAAAAAGGCGAUGGGGAUGAUGAUGAUGAUGAUUCUCUUGUUUUCAUUAAUGACGUAUUGACCUGGGGUGAUGUU